Molecule: messenger RNA, 2532 nt
Organism: Naegleria lovaniensis
Lineage: Eukaryota; Heterolobosea; Eutetramitea; Acrasida; Naegleriidae
Exons: 1
Coding region: 1-2532 (843 amino acids)
Molecular function (GO): protein binding
Source: RefSeq, a predicted model, not a curated record
AUGCUGAAACAUCAAAUAUUGGCUCCCUCUUCGGCCAUGACCCGCAGCAAAUUGUUGAAUGGGUCGAAGUAUACACAUCAUCAUCAUACAUUUUUGAACAAUUCUAAUAAUCAUUUGUGGUUGGGUAACGAAAGUUUUUGUUAUCGGAAUACUGCCAAGAAUUUUCAUAUAAAUUUAUGGAAUGGGUACUCAUCAAGUUCCCAGUAUGAAGGAGGUGGACUCUAUGGUUCAGCAAUGACCAAAAAAACAACAAUUAAAUCAUCAUCACCCGUUACUUCUAAGAAAGUUUAUGAACGCAAAAACACUCCGAUCAUUACACUCAACAGAGAGAAUGAAGAAGACGAAUUGAAAAAUUUGGGAGAUUUAUCGGAUAGGGAAAAGUUGCACAAACAUUUGGGAUUAUCAUCGGUACCAACAAAUAUCGCUCCGCAUCAACGUGAAGCUCUGGAAAUGGCAAUGGGUGAGCUUAUAGCACAAGACAAGACAGAAUCUGCAACAAACAGGCAAAAGCAGAGGAAGAGAGCUGCUCCUACAAGUAAAGCGAGAGACGAAGAAAUUAUCAAACAAAAACUUGAAUCUACAAGGAGACCAGAAGAGGUAUCUUCCUCACCACAAAUAGAUAGGCAACACCUCUCAUUGAUGGAAGCACCCAACCAGACCCUUCAAGAACGAUUUUCAAAGAAACCUUCCAAAUCCCUAACACCAACAGAACUUGCAGAGAAAACACUAGAUACUCACAAAUUUGAUCCAGACAAGCCAGAGACACUUGUUCCAUUCAAGUCUCCAAGAUUAAUCAAAUUGUGGAAAGAAGGAAAAAUUGUGCCAGAGAAUAUUCGAAACAGAUUACGAUUUGAAGAAACUCCAGACGGAUUAUUCGAUAUUUAUUUUACUGAUGAUCGUAGUUUUACCAAGUUGACCACAGCGCUUUUAACUCCAACCAGUACCUUUUUACAGCUUGAAAAAUUGAAAAUGUUAUCCGAAGAGACAGAUCCAGAAUUAUUUUUCAAAUCCAAACCUCUCACUCUCAAAAACUUUAAUUAUCUUAUUCGAUGUCAAGCCAUUCAGGGUAAAUUAGAAUUUGCUGAAAAAACCUUUGAAAAGUUGAAAAAUCUGGGACCUUCCAAGUCUGAACUCGAAUUAAUCAUACAGAAACGAAAAGCAUCACUAUUGAGUGAUAAUAGCCACAUGAAUGACGAAUUGUACUUGAUUCCAACUGAGCACACAUUUUGUGCUGUCAUGCAAGCAUGUGCUGCACAAGGAGAAUACAAAAAAGCAUAUGGAUACCUUCGAGAAAUGCAACAUGAAUAUCAAAUUAGUCCCAAUGUGGUUCCCUAUAGUAUUGUCGUUCACGCCAUGGUCAAGGCAGGCAAGCUCGAUGAAGCUUUCCAAAUGGUAGAGUUGAUGCGUUCUCAUAACCUUCCAACCGAUACAGUCCUCCACACAGAUCUCAUCAAAGGCUGUAUUGAUAAGGGAGACGUAGAGAGAGCAUGGAAUCAUUACAUGGCCAUGGGAAUGGUGUAUGGUGUUCCUCAUGAUGAAGUCACUCUCACUGUCAUGAUCGAUGCAUGUGCCAUUAAGGGACAAGCUGAGAAAGCAAUGAUGCUCUUUAGAAGAUUGGAAGAACAAAUGAUGGCUGAGCCAUCGGAGGCAACUUUCAAUUCUAUCAUUAAGGCAUUCUCGAAACGAAAGGAUCUUCGCCACAAAGCAUUCGAAAUGGCCGAUCGAAUGGAAGUGCAAGGUUACAAGCCUGAUAUUUACACGAUCAAUUCAUUGAUUAAUGCAUGUGCCGACGACGGAGAUGUUUCCAAAAUGAAAAAAGUUUUGAAAAAGAUGAAAGAUUGUGGUAUCAAACCAACAGAACACACCUACGUUUCUGUCCUAAGUUGCUACAGUGUUGCUCAACAAGUGAAAGGAAAUAGUAAUCUCACAAAAGAACAAAAUCAAAAUAUUGUUGACGCCUUAGCAGUUUUCGAAAAGAUGAAAGAAAGUAAUUUACCUGUGAAUAACUAUUCAAUGAAUGCAUUGCUUGGAGUUUUUACAAACGCACUUCGGAUUACACGAGCAGAAGAAUUCUUUGCAAGGACCUACCAAGAGCAUCAACUCGUUCCAGACAGUAUUUCCUAUGCACUGUUAGUGAGGAUGUAUUGUAGGGCGAAACGAACAGAAAAAGCAAUGGCUCUUUUUGAUGAAAUGAAAGAAAAAGGAAUAAUACCCACAUACCAAGCAUACAAGCACAUGGUGUUCAAGCUCGUCGAUGAAGGUUAUGUUGAAAAAGCACGUGAUUAUUUACGACAAAUGUUCGAAGUUGGUGGUUUCAAGUUAUCACCAAGUGACAUUAUCAAAUACAAGAGCCGAGUUGCAGGUGCUGCUCGAUUGAUUAAGGAACGAAAACAAGAAGAGAAUGUUGACGAGUAUAUCAAGACAUUUGUGGAUUUGGUAGACUAUGAUUUGGAUAAGAAAGACAAAAUGGUAGAAGCAACACCAAACACGCCAGCUCAAGCCUUAGCAAAAUCCAUCACCUCUUUCAAGUAA